Messenger RNA from Cygnus olor (mute swan), 7373 nucleotides. It is a transcript of the gene AMOTL1, whose product is annotated as angiomotin like 1. The record is from RefSeq and is a predicted model, not a curated record. Gene Ontology annotation, cellular component: bicellular tight junction; cytoplasmic vesicle; plasma membrane. NCBI's taxonomy places the organism in Eukaryota, Metazoa, Chordata, Aves, Anseriformes, Anatidae. The transcript is spliced from 13 exons. Gene Ontology annotation, biological process: angiogenesis; regulation of cell migration; establishment of cell polarity involved in ameboidal cell migration. The coding region runs from base 1339 to 4170 and encodes 943 amino acids.
AAAAUAAUGCUAAUAAGAAGAACUACAUCACCUUCUUCUGUUAGAAAAUCACUAAGGAAACUGUUUUUAUUGAAACUUUAGGCAUUUAGAAAGUGUAUCUCUUUUUCUGGUGUUUUAUGUGGCUUUUUCAGUAGGUGGGAUUCAGCGCUGAAUUUUUGGGGCGUAAAGCUGGGGAACAGCCGAGUGAAGUCCCUUCAGAGGCGUCCUGGUGCACGUGAGGGCAGAAGCAGUGGGAUGCUGCAUUUCAGGAAAGCAGAGCCUGGGAUGAAAUAGCAGAACAAUUCUUGGGACUAGCUGUUUUUGAUGUAAAUGUGCUUUAGUUUGGUUUAUUCAGGGGAAAUCCCUGUUGGAUCUGGGGAUGGCCCUGGGGUCCCCCGAGGUGGCUGGAGGCACCCGGGUGUGCGCUGCUCGGGGUAGGCAGCGGGUCCCAGGGCCGAGCAGGGCAUUUGGGUGUCCCGUAGCGGGUACGUCUUCCCCUGCCUGCAGCGUCUGUUGGUUUGGGGCCGUUUCUGAACCUUUUUGGAGCCGCAGGCUGCUCGCUGUGGGCCGUUAGAGCGAUUUUCCCCGCUGUAAAUCUGAGCUCAGCCGUUUGGGAGCGGGAGCGAGAGGCAAUUAUCUUGUUAGCGCUUCUGCGGGUAGCGGCUUUACUGCGCUUCUGCCUCUCAAAAGCGGCCGAAUAUAAAUUGCGUGUGAUGAUUUAAUAAUGGGAGGCUUGUAAUUUCAAUAUAUAUUUGGGUGGGAAGAAGGCUUCGUGUCUUUUUCCCUGAGACGUGCCGUCUGAGAUAAGCAGAGCCCUUGCAUUAUGCUCAGGGCUGGGUUAUCACGAGCGGCUCUUAACGUGGAUCAAAUGAAGUGCCUGGUGUACGGCGUGCUGGCUGCGUUUAAAAAAGGAAAAGCUCGAGAAAUAUGAAGAUGCAUAAGAUAGAGUUCAAUGCCUGCAUUUUCCGUUCAAGAGCACUGUACGGUCUUUGUACUAUUUUUGUUCUGCCCGUAUCCCAGACUCCUUUGUACGCUUGCAAGUUUGUGGGAAUGACUCAGGGAGAAAGCUAUUUAACCUAAAGGACACCACUGGCGAAAAAAUACGUGGAUAAAGAGCGAUGGCGGGGCUGCGAGCGGGAAACGAGAGGGGUUUGUGUGUGUAGCAGAGGAACAGGACCCUAAACAGCCUCCAAAUGGGAGGAACGGGGCAAAAAAGAAAAACCUCUGCUUUUUAAGGUGCCGUUCAAGCAGAGCGAGAGGGGAGUUUUAUAACGUGGUUGCUUGAAGUACCGAGGAACCAGACUUAAUGAUCCGCAGUGUCUGUGCAGUCCGAGGUCCCGUUUCACUUCUGUUUAAUUAAUGGAAGGGCUUAAAUAUCCCGUGAAACCGAUCGUGCCAGCGCCUGUCUGCAAUGUGAUCGUUUUUAAAGGCAGCUCCACAGCUGUUUGUUACAAGCCUACCACCCCAGGCCAGCUACUGGAAGACGCUGGCUUUCUUUACCAGGACCACCAGUUGUUUGCUGGCAGGCAUGAAGUUUCUCCGCUAACAGCUGAAGCCAUCAGCGCUAAAGAGAAAGCUGCCGAGGAAGCCCUCUGCACCUUGCACCCUCCAAACUUCCUCCGGAGCUCAGAGGUGGAGAUGCGAGGCUCGGAGGAGGUGGCAGCCGGCACGGUCCUGCAGCGCCUGAUCCAGGAGCAGCUGAGGUAUGGCAACCCCAGUGAGAACAUGAACCUGCUGGCCAUACAGCACCAAGCGACGGGCAGCGCCGGCCCCUCCAACAGCACUGCCAGCACUCUCUCUUCCACAGAAAACCUCGCGCCAGAGGACCCACAAAUGGUCCAGCCGUCGGCGCGGCAGGAACCGCAGGGGCAGGAGCACCAGGGGGACGGUGCUGCGAUGGAGAAGCAGCCCCGGGCCGCGCAGCCCCCGCACAGCAGCGAAGAGCUCCCCACCUACGAGGAAGCCAAGGCCCAGUCCCAGUUUUUCCGGGGACAGCCGCCGACGGGGCCGGGAUUUUAUGUCGCCGGCACCUCCGGCCAGAAGUCCAGGACGGAGGGGAGGCCGACGGUGAGCCGGGCCGGCAGCGGGCAGGCGCAUAAGGACGACGCACUGAAGGAGCUGAAGCAGGGCCACGUGCGCUCGCUGAGCGAGAGGAUCAUGCAGCUCUCGCUGGAGAGGAACGGGGCCAAGCAGCACCUGCCGGCCCCGGCGGGCAGCAAGGGGCUGAAGGCGGCCCCGGCACCCAGCAAGGGCAUGGACCCGCGGGGCCCGCCACCCGAGUACCCCUACAAAGCCAAGGCAGCGGCGGUGGCGGCGUCCCCUGGCAGCAAGGUGCCUGAGCACGGGCUCUUCUAUGGUGAGCAGCACCCAGCGGGAGCGCAGGACGUCCUCAAGGCUUCCUAUGUGGCCCCCCAGCCCGCCCGGACGGAGGUGGCGGUUGUCCGGUACCAGCCGCCCCCGGAGUACGGGGUGACCAGCCGACAAUGCCAGCCGCCCUUCCCAGCGCCGCCGCCGGCCCAGCAGCACAGCCCCAUGUCCUCGCAGGCCUCCUCCGCCGCCGGCCCUCUGCUCCCGGGCUCCUUGGGAGCUCCUGCCCAGCCACCCGCGCCGCCAGGCCCGCAGCUGACGCCCGAUGCCUUCGCCAUCGUGGAGCGGGCGCAGCAGAUGGUGGAGAUGCUCUCUGAGGAGAACCAUGUGCUGCGGCAGGAGCUGGAGGGGUACUACGAGAAGGCAGACAAGCUGCAGAAGUUUGAAAUAGAGAUUCAGAGGAUUUCAGAAGCUUAUGAGGGCCUGGUCAAGACCACCACUAAAAGGGAGUCUCUGGACAAAGCGAUGAGAAACAAACUGGAAGGAGAAAUUAGGAGACUUCACGAUUUCAACAGGGAUCUCCGUGAACGACUGGAGACAGCCAACAGGCAGCUAGCCAGCAGAGACUUCGAUGGGCACGAGGAUAAGUCCACAGAGGGCCUUUAUGUCACUCAGAACAAGGAGCACUUGAAGGAGAAGGAGAAGCUGGAGAUGGAGCUGGCAGCCAUGCGCUCCACCAACGAGGAUCAGCGGAGGCACAUCGAAAUCCUCGACCAGGCCCUGAACAACGCUCAAGCCAAGGUCAUCAAACUGGAAGAAGAGCUGCGCAGGAAGCAGGCCUACGUGGAGAAGGUGGAGAAACUGCAGCAGGCGCUGACGCAGCUGCAGGCGGCCUGCGAGAAGAGGGAGCAGAUGGAGCGGCGGCUGCGCACGCGCCUGGAGCGGGAGCUGGACUCGCUGCGGAUGCAGCAGAGGCAGGGAAGCUACCAGGCAAACAGCCUCCCGGAGCACAACGCCCCGGCGCUGAUGGAGCUGGUGCGGGAGAAGGAGGAGCGGAUCCUGGCUCUGGAAGCCGACAUGACCAAGUGGGAGCAGAAGUACCUGGAGGAGAGCACCAUCAGGCACUUCGCCAUGAACGCCGCAGCCACGGCUGCGACGGAGAGGGACGCCUCGGCCCCGAGCCACUCGCGCAACGGCAGCUACGGCGAGAGCGCGCUGGAGGUGCGGGGCUGGCAGGAGGAGGAGGAGAUCGUGCAGGCCAACCGGCGGUGCCAGGACAUGGAGUACACAAUAAAGAAUCUCCAUGCAAAAAUAAUUGAGAAGGAUGCCAUGAUCAAGGUCCUUCAGCAGCGCUCGCGGAAGGAUCCCGGAAAAGUCGACAGCGCCAGCCUGCGACCUGCUCGGUCCGUCCCCUCCAUCGCUGCUGCGGCGGGCACGCAUUCGCGCCAGACCUCGCUCACCAGCAACCAGAUAGCUGAGGAGAAGAAGGAGGAGAAGAUCUGGAAGGGAAGCAUAGGGCUGCUCCUGGGGAAGGAGCACCACGACCACCCGUCGGGCCCCUCGCUGCCUCCUCCGCUGCCCUCCUUGUCGUGCACGCCAGUUCCAGCAGCCUCCCACGCGAAGACAGGCAGCAAAGACAACAGCACCCAGACGGACAAAAGCGCCGAGCUCUUCUGGCCCGCCGCCGCCUCCUUCCCUGGCCGUGGCCGGCUGGGCACCACCCCGUCGCACAGCCCCGCUCCGCGGCCCCCGGGGGCACGGCCAGCGGGCGAAAAACUGGAGAACUCCAGCCACGGGAAGCCGCCCGACAGCAAAGGCAGGGUGAGCAGCUUGCUCCACAAGCCCGAGUUUCCAGAUGCAGACAUGAUGGAAGUCCUCAUCUGAGCAGAGGAUGGCAUCUCUGGGGUGUCAUGGGCAUACUUCCAGGCCUGAGGAUGUCGUCGGUGUGCCAACCUUAAAAACGAACUCUGAGAAUUUGAAGAAGGACGGAGAAAGUUUGUGCCUGAAACGAAGCUUGAGUCUGCUACGUUGAGACUGUGGACUGGGCGAGAAGUAAAGAGCACCGAAGAGGAGAGUUGAAAUGAAUGUCUGGGACUUUCUGAGCAGAAAGGGACAUGGAAAACUGAAGGUGGCUUGAGAAGGUGAUCGUCGAGGAAAGAGGAAACUGCAUUUUCUGGUGUAAAGAGAAGGGAGCUAAGUUACAGACUGGGUGCACGGGGCCGUUCUGGUUUACUGCCUCUGCAGCCAGGACAGGAGCACAAUCUUGGCUCUUCUGGGGCCAUACGAGUUUCUGAAAAUAACAGGAGAAACUUGCAUCUUCCUCAGUAUUGAUUCAUUUCUUAAAAGUAUUCACUGCUGAGUUUUAGUGAAGCGUUGGUCUGUAGAUGUGCACGGCAGGUUCUUGUAAGUAUCCCUUUGAAGUGGUGUGGUGUGGUUUUCCUGGACAUGUAGGUCAGGUGCCUCACUCCUGGCUGGACAAAUGUUACUCUUGGAGCUGGGUUGCAGUGCAAAUAUUCGCGUCUUGCAAACUCAGAGCUUGCUAAGGCUUCUUUUUUUUUGGUAGGAGCAGUUGUUUGCUGGAAUUUCGAUGGAGGAUGAAGGUGGGGGAGGACAGGAGCUCCUUCGGCAGGGGCUGAAGCAAUCCCUUCUGUAACACCGGGAAGGUUUCAGGAGGGAAAGUCGGGGAGGAUCCAGCCAGCUCCACUACAGGGGCUAUGCGAGGCAGGGUUAGGUAAGAGGUGAAGUGCAUGGGUGCAUUUUGUGGGCGAGGAUGUGUGCGGGAGGGCAGGAAGGGGCUGACACAACGUGUCCCCUGAGCAUAGCCCCGCAGACAGCGUCGGUCCAGCCUGCAGCACUCCCCGAACCUGGGCUGCCCCCGAUGCUGCCAGCUGCACGCAGGUUUCAGCAGGUGGGAAUCUGAGCACAAGGCUGUACGUAGUACGUAGCCCGAGGGAACACAAACCCUUUGGGGCCAAUUACAUUGGAGAGAUGGAAAAAAAGAAAACAAAAAAACCCACUGAGGGUUUCUGAAAUGAGUUCAGUGGAACUAAGCUGGGCUUGCACGUGAGAUCAGCAGAUGCCUCUUACUGUGCACUGGUUCACAACAGCGGAAGAAGCAGUGUGUUCGUGGUAAGAGCAGGAAUUUUUCCUUAUUUUCAGGGCCUGCAGCCAAAUCCUACCUUCCCUGAGCAAAUAGACCUGUUGUUCAGGCUGGUGUGGGACUCAGCAUUCAGGGGUGUAGUGUCAGGCCCGGAAGGGUUUAACUGCAAAGGGGUGCAUGAGCAUCAUCUGUUCUGCGUGCUGAGAAGCAGCCUCUUUUCAUCUUGUUUCUCCCAAGACAAUUACUCCUUUUCAGCUCAGUCCCUGAUUUCUCUAAGAGGUGGCAACUGUCUUGUAAGACAGCCAACUCACCGGCAGUGUUACUUAGACGUUUUGCUUCCUGUAUUGCAAAUGCUGAUAGGGAAAUGUUCCUCUUUGAGGUAUUUCUAUGUCGGUUUUUGUCUUCCUAAAUCAUCCAGUACACCCCAAUGACAUUAGGGAGAAUUUGGCUUUGGGAAAAGGGUGAUGGGAUUUUGUGUGAAGCUGCCUGAAGUGGAAAGGUGAUGGGUGCUCGUGUGGCUGGAAGGAACCAUGUGCUCAGGACUGGCUCGAGGUCAUCCCUUCCUGUAGGCAUCAAAAUGUUCUUGAUUGUGAACACACCAGGCACUUUAAACGCUGCUUUUGCUGAAAACUGAAGUCCUUGCAAGCUCAAAGCCGGCAGGUGCUAGAGCCCUGCGCUCAGUGUUGCAUGGCUGAGAGAGACCAGUUUUUGGAAACAAAAUGGCUGUGCUAAGUCUAUGCACUUACUUGUGUGUGUACCUAGAGUUAGACAUACGUCGGUGUCGCUGAGUUUUGCACUUGUUAGCCGCAGUAGUGCUAAGUAGGCUCUGUAGUCAAGAGAAUCGCGUGUUCCGAGUAUUACCAGCUUUGCAAAACCAAAUGUGUAAAGCCCUUUGAAGAUGUUACGCUGCUUAAUAUAUGCCUUGUAAAAUAAUUUUAUUUUUUUUUUCUCUAAAGUUAAUUUAAAUGUUGUAAACGUUUGCAUAAAAGCCGGGUCUGUGCGUGGCAGUGGCUGGCUGCAGGCUCCAGCAUCCCCCGACCCACCGCGGUCACCCUCCCGCAAGGGAGCCAGCACUGGGAGCUGGGCAGGAGGGUGAGAGAGCAAAGGAAUAUAAGUUAAACAGUAGUGAGUAUUUCCCCAUCUUUCUCCAAGAAAUAAGGAUACCCAGCUGCAUUGUAUGACUGGCUGUAGUAUUUCUUUUGAUGACACUAUUUAAUGAUUUCCGUACAGGCAGGCAGCUAGGUGUCCGGCAGGAGCAGCGUUGGAGCAGUGUGCGUGACGUGCUUUCAGUCGGUUGUAUUUCACUGUGGUGCAGCUCAAAGUCAGCUACAAUACCACACUCCUCCUCCUCCUCCUCCUCGUGGAGACAACGGGCCCUCCGGUUCUGGGUGUCCAAAGGUGCGUUUACAACUGGUGCUGCCCCAGCUUUGUGUUCACGUGUGGGAAACCAUCUGUUACAAACACAGUGCGGGCAAAUUUUACUUUCAGGUUCACAGCUCAGAUAAACAUAAAGGUUCGUUCUCCUCAAUUUAACUGACCUCAAGAGAUUUCAGCUUUCCUGGAGGGAAGGUCUGAAGGCGCAGGGGUCUCCCCCGCAGCCCAAGCACUAGCAGGGCUUGCAUGGAGUACUGCUGCCACGAAUCAGCCCCUCUCAGCAGAGCGGUGCAGCUCCAUUCGUACUGGUUUUCCCAGCUCUUUGAACUGUAUGGUGUUUUGAGAAACUGUGCUGUAGCCAUUCCAGGUGACGUUGGUAACUAGUUGUAAAAUACUGUCAUUUUUUAUUGUCGUUGGUUGUAUAGAGAAGUUGGUGUACAGUCUUGUACAGCUGGAGGGUUGUUUGUACAUAGGUGGGUAAAUGAAGAACGUUAUGUGUCACCCACAGCAAAUAUUGAUAUUGUUGGUCAGCCAAAGAUUUCUUAUUCUUUGCUGUUGAAACUUGUGCCUUAAUAUUGUAUAUAAUAAAUGUAUAAACACGUUUCGUUCCUCA